GACAUAACCUUUUACAUGUCUCGCCUGUGAAUCUAAAAAUGGCGUUCAGAACCAGGAAAAACACACACUAUUUUAGAUGAUAGAGUUACUGUUUCCUUAUCCUAGAAUCUUAGCGUUGGAGUCAUGGAAUCCACAAGCAGUUCUUACAUGAUCAUCAAGUUCAAGCCAAUAUCUGAAGUCUCUAGUGAUCUUACAGUUCAAGUUGGAUCUUCAAGUUUCUGUCUUCAUAAGUUUCCUCUGGUGUCUCGGAGUGGAAAGAUCCGGAAGCUUCUUACGGAUUCGAAAACUUCGAGUAUUUGUCUCUCGAGUGUUCCCGGAGGAUCUGAGGCUUUCGAGCUAGCAGCUAAGUUCUGCUAUGGAAUCAACAUUGAUAUCAAUCUUCUUAACGUAGCUAAGCUUCGUUGUGCAUCUCAUUACCUAGAGAUGACAGAGGAUUUUUCAGAGGACAAUCUCGCUAUCAAAACAGAAAAUUUCUUCAAAGAAACGGUCCUCCCUAGUAUCUCGAACUCCAUCCUCGUUCUACAUCACUGUGAAGCCCUUGUCCCAGUCUCUGAAGAUCUCAACUUGGUGAAUCGUUUAGUCAUAGCUAUCGCCAACAACGCCUGCAAAGAGCAGCUCACCUCGGGUCUACUAAAGCUCGAUUAUACGUUUUCGGGUACGAAUAUGGAACCAGAGACUCCGUUAGACUGGUGGGGGAAGUCAGUAGCAGUUUUGAAUCUUGAUUUCUUCCAGAGAGUUGUCUCUGCGGUUAGGUCUAAAGGGCUGAGACAAGACGUGAUCAGCAAGAUUCUUAUCAGUUACACGAAUAAGUCUCUUCAAGGGCUAAUAGUUAGGGACACAAAGCUGGAGAAAGAAAGGGUUGUUGAUUUUGAAUCAAAGAAGAAACAGAGAUUGAUUGUAGAAACAAUCGUUAGGUUACUUCCUACACAAGGAAGAAAAAGCUCUGUUCCAAUGGCGUUCCUUUCAAGUCUUCUCAAAAUGGAAAUGACUACGUCAUCAUCAUCUGCUUCUUCAGGAUCAUGUAGAUCAGACUUAGAGAGAAGGAUCGGUCUUCAGCUAGACCAAGCCAUCCUCGAAGAUGUCUUGAUUCCGACAAACCCUAACGGAGCCAACAACACGAUGUAUGACAUUGAUUCUAUCUUGAGAAUCUUUUCUAUAUUCUUAAACCUAGAAGAAGACGAUGAUGAAGAAGAAGAUCGACAUCAUCGUAAUCGGUUUGGUGAUGAAACAGAGAUGAUUUUCGAUUUCGACAGUCCUGGUUCUCCAAAACAGAGCUCCAUCUUGAAAGUAUCGAAGCUGAUGGAUAACUAUCUAGCAGAGAUAGCUUUGGAUACGAAUCUGACAACGUCAAAGUUCAUAGCUUUAGCAGAGCUCUUACCAGAUCAUGCUCGUAUCAUCAGUGAUGGUCUUUAUCGAGCCGUUGACAUCUACCUCAAAGUUCAUCCGAAUAUAAAGGAUUCAGAGCGUUAUCGUCUAUGUAAGACGAUAGAUUCACAGAAACUAUCACAAGAAGCUUGUAGCCAUGCAGCGCAAAACGAGAGGCUACCGGUACAAAUGGCGGUACAAGUAUUGUACUUUGAGCAGAUCAGACUCAGAAACGCAAUGAGCAGUAGCAUUAGUCCUACUCAGUUUCUGUUCAGUGGUAACUAUCAUCAGUUUCCUCAACGGGCAGGGAGUGGAGCAGGAAGUGGAGCGAUAUCACCAAGAGAUAACUAUGCGUCGGUGAGGAGAGAAAACAGAGAGCUAAAGCUUGAAGUUGCAAGGAUGAGGAUGAGAUUAACGGAUCUAGAGAAAGAUCAUAUCUCUAUUAGACAAGAACUCGUUAAAACCAAUCCAGGGGCUAAGCUUUUCAAAUCAUUUGCUAAAAAGAUAAGCAAACUCAAUUCUCUUUUUAGCUUCAGUAGUCUUAAACCUUCCUUGAAGGGAAAGGCAAGUACUGACAGCCGUUUCUUGUUUCAGAGAAAAAGACGACACUCGGUUUCUUGAUUUAAGAAACAAGUCUUCAAAAUUCAAUAUUUUGAUUCACUUUGUAUAGUGAAUGAUUAUAUACUUUGUCGUUGGAGGGUUUGAUUUGUGGUUUCAGUGUGUAUGUAUAGCUUGAUAUAAUUGUGUUUUGUGAAAUGUGAGCGAUGGGUUUUGUCUAGUAUUUGCCAUUGACUUGUACCAAAUCUGCAUGUUGCAACUUACAAGAACAUACAUUACAUUUAUUAUGA
Molecule: messenger RNA, 2213 nt
Organism: Raphanus sativus (radish)
Lineage: Eukaryota; Viridiplantae; Streptophyta; Magnoliopsida; Brassicales; Brassicaceae
Product: BTB/POZ domain-containing protein At1g03010
Exons: 5
Coding region: 124-1986 (620 amino acids)
Molecular function (GO): protein binding
Source: RefSeq, a predicted model, not a curated record